Wasmannia auropunctata (little fire ant) is the source of this 2550-nucleotide messenger RNA. Its product is annotated as protein FAM188A homolog. Lineage: Eukaryota; Metazoa; Arthropoda; Insecta; Hymenoptera; Formicidae. Gene Ontology annotation, molecular function: calcium ion binding; cysteine-type deubiquitinase activity; K48-linked deubiquitinase activity. Gene Ontology annotation, biological process: protein K48-linked deubiquitination. The coding region runs from base 229 to 1611 and encodes 460 amino acids. The transcript has 5 exons. The record is from RefSeq and is a predicted model, not a curated record.
GAACCAUCACUUCACGUGAACGAGAAAACCGUUCCAAAAUGGCGGCGUACUUGGCAGUAUUCUGUUGUACAAAAUAGGUUAUCGGGUGGUGCCUAUACAUGCGACCGAUAUAUCGGGAUCUAACGUGAAGCUAAUAGCGCCGCGAGUAUUAUGAUCGGCUCCAGAUAAGAUUCGUGUAACACGGCGCGUUUUAAUCUCCCGUAUUAUCGCGCGCGCAUCCGAAAGAUAAUGGCCGAUAAUGUCAUCGCAGGCGACGACGAGCUCCUGAAAAACAUCAAAACGCUCCUCUGGGGCUCGACCGUCAAGGAGGACGUUUUCAAGCGAUGGGCGCAAGGCUUCUACUUCAGCACAGAUGAACCUACUGCGCUUGUACAGAGAGAAGGAGGGCCUUGCGCUGUGAUAGCCGCGGUUCAAGCAUUUAUUUUGAAGCAGUUACUGCUGGAGAGCGAUGUCAUAACUUGGAAGGCCAUCAAGGCCGAAAAAUGUGAUCAGCUGCUUGUGAAAGCCAUGACCGAAAUUAUAAAUCAGGCCGCCGAUAUUCAGGAUCCUAAGUUUGCAGUAGUACAUGCCAGUGAUUCCAAUGGCUUUGUGUCCGGCAAAGAGGGGACUGAUUCUAAAUCAACCGAGCCAACGGUAAAUCCAGCUCAAGAAAAUAUUAGCGAAGGUAAUCGAAUUAAUGAAACGCAGAUCACGAAACAAGCGUCAUUAGAAUCGGAAGCUUUUCAUUCUCAACUAAGGAUAUUUACUACAAGUAGCAUCGAUGACGUAGAGGACUUUUUCACGGAACGAAUUGGGAUGUUAAAAGACCAGUAUGGUAUAUUGCUGCUACUUUAUACGGUAAUGUGUACAAAAGGAGUUUCGGAAAUAUGCUCUGAAAUGUCGGACCCCACAGAACCCAUGAUCGAUUCUACCUACGGAUAUGGAAGCCAAAGUUUAAUAAAUUUAAUGCUUACCGGCCGGGCAGUUAGUCACGUCUGGGAUCAUGAUCAAGAUAUUAGUGGAUUAAAAUUACGCGGAAUUGAUAAACAGAAUACAGUGGGAUUCCUCACUCUGCUGGAGCAUUUACGGUAUUGCGAAGUGGGAACCUUUUUAAAAUCACCAUCGCAUCCGAUCUGGGUGCUGGGAUCGGACACGCAUUUAACUGUACUCUUCUCUACGGAGAAGCGUCUUGUGAGCCCAGAGACACCGUCGGAACAAGCGCGAAGAAUUUUCAAACGCUUUGAUCCGGAAGGGAAUAACUUUAUCGCGGCGAAUCUACUGCAGGACGUACUGGCGGAAUUAGGACUGGUAGCCGACGCGGAGUAUGUCGAUAUUAUGAGGAAGAAGCUGGACAGUGAAAAUUUAGGGAUAAUACUUCUCGCAUCGUUUAUGGACGAAUUCUUUCCCGAGGAGCCACGCAUGUGCCCAGACAUGUUCGUCUUGUAUCACUACAAUGGUCUACAGCGUAGCAAUCCGGAAAACAGAGUGAAAUAUCACAAAGGACAGGCGGUAUUGCUUGAGUGCACCGUGAAAUGUAUCAUGGACAGCAAUCCUAUGCUGACGGUCCUACAAACGAAGUGGCCAAGGAUCGAGAUACAGUGGGACAUAGGACGAAAUCCUAGUUUAAAUUAGAAUUUAUAAAACUGUAAUAUAUAUGUAUACAACGGAGCUGACUACACAUAGAGUGACCUGACCGAGCGCUUCUAUAGGAAUAACGUUGAGAGGAUUACCACUUUUAAGAUCGUAGUCUAGUCAAAUCGGCCAUUUUCUGAUUUACAUUGGUGAAUACCGCGAGGGAUAUUCAUAUUGAGGGAUAUCUGCCAAUAAAGGGAAUAUCGUUUCCACGGAAGUAAUAUUGUAGUAUUCGUGACGCAUGGUCAGUAUGAAAAUCUACUAAGGAUAUCUACAAUUCAUGUCAAAGUAUUGCACCACACUGACUGUGUCGACGAGAUUUAAAGUAAUUUAUUUUUAUUGAAUGUUUUCAUCGAAUAAUAUUAUCAGACACAUAAUCUAUAGUUCUAAUAUUUCUCAAGAGAGCAUCUUAACGAAAUUUUCUCAGCACAAUAGGAUUUAACUGUGGUCGAUUACAAGUAAUUUACAAUAACACAAGGUCAAAAGCAUCCUGCUCACUCGUUUACUUCGUAAUAAAUAUUUUUGUUAACAAAAAUAUUAAAUUCUACGUUGGUUUCAAUAAAAUUCAUUUUGUUUGUAUAUUGUAUAGAUAAAAUGUUACUAAGUAUUAUAUGACAUGGCAUAUAUUACUUUGAAACUUUCCGUGCAUUAUUUCGCUAUUCUUGCCAUAAAAAUGAUUUGGCUCAAAGCAAUGUUUCAAAAAGCGCCGUUUUAAUAAAACUAUGUAAAUUUAAUUUCAAGUUCCCUUUCCCGAUGUAAUAAAAAUCAGAGCUGUAUAUUCCCUGAAAAUCGAUGUGCAAGGUAAAAUGCGCGCACUUUUGGAAUAUUACUUACUACACGGUAAUUUUAAUAAAUAUUUGGUCAAUGUUCAUUUUAUAUGACUUUUGCAUAACUGCAGUUACAGUGUUAAAUAAUAAACUUACUACUUUUGAGAAAUAA